This is a messenger RNA of Dichomitus squalens LYAD-421 SS1, 1013 nucleotides long. RefSeq lists its product as uncharacterized. The transcript has 8 exons. NCBI's taxonomy places the organism in Eukaryota, Fungi, Basidiomycota, Agaricomycetes, Polyporales, Polyporaceae. The coding region runs from base 1 to 879 and encodes 292 amino acids. The record is from RefSeq and is a predicted model, not a curated record. Gene Ontology annotation, biological process: protein transport.
AUGGUCCCUUGGAAUUCAGCCAAAGCAAAGGUUCAACUUCGGUUAGGCGUCCAGAGGCUUCGCACCCUCCAGGAGAAGAAGAAUGCGCAGGCCAAGGCUGCACGACGUGACAUCGCCUUUUUGCUGGAGAAGGGGAGGAUUGAGACCGCCCGAAUAAAGACUGAGAACAUCAUCAACGAGGACAUCUACGUCGAGCUACUCGAGCUGUUAGAGCUCUACUGCGAGCUUCUCAUCGCACGUUUCGGCCUUUUGGACCAGAACGCGCGCGAGCCGGAUCCCGGAGUUAGCGAGGGCGUCUGUGCAAUUAUCUACGCUGCUCCGCGGACGGAAGUGAAGGAGCUGCACGUCCUCCGGGACAUCCUCAUGCACAAAUACGGGCGUGAGUUUGCCGUAGCAGUCAUGGAGAACCGGGACGGCUGCGUUAGCGAGCGGGUCACCCGGAAAGUGGAGGUUGCGACUCCUCCCUCCACCCUCGUCGAUGCGUAUCUUGCGGAGAUCGCAAAGGGGUACGGCGUACCGUGGUCCCCCCCUAAACCGGCCGACGCCGCGGACGAUGUCAAUGAUGACGGUGCAGAAGGAGGCGUAAAAGCGGCAGCAGGUGGGAAGGAGAAGGUCGCGGCCGAGGUUCCCGCGUCGCCUCGCCUGCUUAACGCAGCAGCGAUAUCGGCGGAAGCAAGGAGCGCGGGAGUGCGGACGCCCAAGCUUCCGGAAAUUCCGGCGGACGAAGACGCGCCACCUUAUAGCGAAGAGAACGCACAGAAGGAGCAGAGGGAGGGCACUCUGAAGGCCUCGCCCGUGGAUCCCCCGAAGAAGAAGGACGCGGAAGAAGACGAGUUUGAGGCUCUCGCUAAACGAUUUGAGGCGCUCAAGAACAGGUAGUGCGGAGGCUGCGGCGUCUGGAAUUUGAUUGCCACGAGAAGUCGUGCUGUACGUACAAGUACAAAUGUAGGAUACCACGUACACUUCGAAUCCUUGCGCCCGCGCUGCAGCUCCUCACGCUAUAUAGACAUAAC